Molecule: messenger RNA, 1322 nt
Organism: Mangifera indica (mango)
Lineage: Eukaryota; Viridiplantae; Streptophyta; Magnoliopsida; Sapindales; Anacardiaceae
Product: 2-alkenal reductase (NADP(+)-dependent)-like
Exons: 5
Coding region: 189-1217 (342 amino acids)
Biological process (GO): response to oxidative stress
Molecular function (GO): 2-alkenal reductase [NAD(P)H] activity
Source: RefSeq, a predicted model, not a curated record
UUUGUAACAAUGCUCCUUCGCCUUGGCCACAUCGACAAGACAUUUUCACAAGGUUCAGACUUCUCAACAGCUUUUAACUCCAUCCCCACAUACCCACCUCUCUCUCUUUCUCCCUCUAUAUAUAUUUCUUGCUGGAGUUCUUUUUCAGAGUUCAAUUUUCAUACUUUGUUUUUUCUAAAAAAAAAAUAAUGGCUGAAACUGUGAGCAAUAAGCAGGUGAUUUUGAAGCAUCAUGUCUCAGGUUUUCCAAAGGAAACCGACAUGCAUGUCAUCAAUAGCAACAUUGCUUUACAGGUCCCAAAGGGCUCAAAUGGGGUUCUUUUAAAAAACCUCUAUUUGUCUUGUGAUCCUUACAUGAGAUCAAGAAUGAAGAAGAUUGAAGGGCAUUAUGUUGAGGCCUUCAAGAUUGGCAUGCCUCUGAGUGGAUGUGGGAUGGCUGAGGUUUUAGAUUCUGAGCAUCCAGACUUCAAGAAGGGAGAUUUGGUUUGGGGGAUGACAGGUUGGGAAGAGUACAGUCUGAUUACAUCUCCAAAUUUGUUCAAAAUUCAACACACAGAUGUGCCUCUUUCCUAUUACACUGGAAUUCUGGGUAUGCCUGGUAUGACUGCUUAUGCUGGAUUUUAUGAGGUCUGCUCUCCCAAGAAGGGAGAGAAAGUCUUCAUUUCAGCAGCAUCAGGCGCCGUUGGUCAGCUAGUUGGGCAGUUUGCAAAGUUGCUGGGUUGCUAUGUUGUUGGGAGUGCUGGGACUAAAGACAAGGUUGAUCUACUGAGGAAUAAAUUCGGGUUCGAUGAGGCCUUCAACUAUAAAGAAGAACCGGAUCUUGAUGCAGCUUUGAAAAGGUACUUUCCUGAAGGCAUUGAUAUAUAUUUUGAAAAUGUUGGGGGUAAGAUGCUUGAUGCAGUGCUUCUCAACAUGAGACUCCAUGGUCGAAUUGCAGUGUGCGGAAUGAUCUCACAGUACAAUCUUGAAAAACCUGAAGCAGUGCACAACCUGAUGAACCUGAUUUUGAAACGGGUUCGAAUGGAAGGAUUCCUGGUUCCCGACUACUACCACCUCUAUCCGAAGUUUCUGGAAAUGAUUAUUCCUCAGAUCAGAGAAGGAAAGAUUGUAUACGUAGAAGACAUCGCCAAAGGCCUUGACCGUGCUCCUGCAGCUCUGGUUGGGCUCUUUACAGGUCAAAAUGUUGGCAAACAAGUAGUUGCCGUUACUUAUAACUGAAGUAUUUAGUCAGCUUUUAUGUUCUUACUGUUAAAAAGUUACAGGUUACUGGAUUGCUAUAUAUAGCUACUUAAUUAUGAAACAGUUUUAUUGUUGUUGCAUGAA